Molecule: messenger RNA, 3225 nt
Organism: Ceutorhynchus assimilis (cabbage seed weevil)
Lineage: Eukaryota; Metazoa; Arthropoda; Insecta; Coleoptera; Curculionidae
Source: the annotation of a GenBank genome assembly
GGAACAUCUUCAUUGGCGGACAAAUUUACAGUAACACGCCUUAGCUUAUGGCCGAACGAAAUUGACUAUUAUUAAUAAAUAAUCGACAGCUGAAAUAUUCAAAACGUUUUCAAGUAGCAGUCAAGGACAAAACAAUUAAGAAAGUUACCUAUUAUUGUUAUUUGUUAAAUCCUCUUCGUGAUGGUGCAACGUGUAUCAAAAUAAGGGUUGUAAAGUGAAAAAGAAAAUUGAUGUGAUAUUGUUUUAUCUAUAUAGUUUUAAUUUUACUGAUGUUCGCAAAAUUAAGGAAUCGACAAUAGGACUGAAAAUGGAUUGGGAAGACACCGUCACUGUUGAACAUGUUGAUACAGAAUGGCACCAAUAUUUCCAGAACGCUUUGAAAACAGAUCACAAAUUGGAUUAUAAUCAAAAUAAUCAUUGUUGGUGCAAAUGCUCAGAAAAUGGUAUCGAUUUCGAAAUGACUGACAAUGAAAGGCAACACUACAUCUCAUUCCUAGUAAAAAUCCCAAAGCUCUUCGAUAAACUCAAGCACUGGCCUAUAACUGAACAAAAACUAUUAGUCCUAGCAGUAGCCAGAAUUAUAUCUAGCAACGAGAAAACAUUUAUUCAAAUAAACACUAAUAGCACUUACAAUGCACUGGUAAAAAUGGCAGAGAUCACUAAAACCACCACGAGUACACCAGUAAAGGUGCGUUAUAUAGAUAUGAUUUGUUCGUUUGUGGAACAUGAAGCCGGAUUGAAAUGGACACUGGAAAAUGAAUGUUGGACUGGGAUUUGGGAUUUGGUGAUGCAAUGUCACGAAGAAAAUUGUGAUGAAGUCAACCAAAACCUUUACAACAUAAUAUCGAAAUUCCUACAAAAAACUUCGAAAUGUUCUCCAAAAAUUUGCGAACACGUGACCAAGCAAAUAAUGCAACCUGUAAUAAGCUCAGCUAACAAAAACUAUCCAAAAACCAAGAAGGAACCAAUCGAAAUGAUCAACAUAAAAGAUUGCAAAAACCUUGAACAAACUCUGAAGUGCUCAAUAGGAAUCCUGGAACGACUUUUAGCAAACAUCAGCGAGACUGGAUCGGAGGCUCUUAAAUAUUUUUCGCAUCUAUUACAUUCGUGUGAAAUUUUGAGCAUAUUGUCUAAUAAUAUUGAAUCUUCUAUGCAACUGAAUUGCGUGAUGACGAUUUUGUGCUUUUAUGGAAUCACUGAACUUUUUGACGGGAUAACAGUUGUGAAUCACGAUCCUCUAGUUUUGAGUGGCUUUUUGAAAAUUGUUGAAAGAGAAAUGAGAAAAGAAAACUUAAAAAGUGUGUUGGAGCUCUUUUACUACGCUCAAAAAUACUGGGACUGCAUCUCGACGAGAGUGCCGAAACAUUUUCAAAAUGGCAAACCGAUAGAUAUUAAAUACGUUCUGACGGCAUUUCAAGUGGAACCAAUAAUGUUGCUUGGCGAAAAGUUGCUGCAGAAUCCUUACUCCGAUGAAGAAACUGAAAAAUUAUUCAGAGAUAUUUCGCUUAAGGCCAUGACUAACAGAAUGAGUGAGGAAUGUGUGAAAUUAGGUUACAAAUUGCGCAGUGAAUACGCAAAAGCUCCAAUGGGAAGUGAACUAACAGCUUUCAAAUGCAUCAUCAAAUCCAAACCGUUGUAUUCCCGCGAAUGCCUCGCAUUGGUUUUCCAAAUCCUAAUAUACGGUUUCAAGGAUUUUGUAAAAUAUGUUAACGGAGACGCGAAACUUGCAGAAAUCGAGCACAACCAACUGAUUGGUGAAGGUAUGCUGCAAGCUAUUCUAGUAUUUUUGGAGGAUUUUGAUUUGUCUUGGAGAGAGAGCCUGGGAAGUUUGGAGCUGCCCGGCUUGAACUAUGAAUUUUAUACUUGUACAAAUAAAUGGAAUCCAAAUGUGGUUUUAUUGUUUUUAAAAAUCUUAGAUAUUACGAUAUCGAAAAACUUGUCCGCGAAUAUGGUUUUAUUGGUAGAUUAUAAUUCAGACCAUGUGGAUGGAUUGGAUAAUAUGGGAAGCAUGCUUUUGGGAAAAUGUGCCAGUCAUAAGGUGGAAGUAAGGGAGGCAGCAAUGACGGUGGUGUGCACGAUUUGUGAGAAGGUCAACGAAGGCUUUAAAUCUUUUGAGCGAAUUUUACUUCACCAUGUAACUUUAGACAUCAUACUGACUAUAGCGACCAGUGAUUUUAUCAACUCAAUACGUGCCAUUGCUCUCACUUGUCUUCAAAAAAUGAUUGUUAUGAAUCAAUUUGAAGCGUAUUUUUUAAGCUCACCAUUUAUUAAUAAAAUUAUUGAACAUAUCGCCAAAGAAAAAGACCCUAAUGCUCUGAAAGUAUCCUUGAAACUAAUCAGACAAAUUUAUGAGAAUAAUUAUAAUAAAAUAACAGAUAAUUUAGUACAAAUAUAUAGUUUAAUGUCUAAGGUAGCUAUUGAAGGAGAAAAUAUGGACGUUCAAGAGGAAGCUGUUAAAUUUUGGGAGUUUGUAACGAGGCAAAAUUUGGAGAGACAAGGCAUGAUUGAUGAUGAUUUUCCCAAUGUCACCUUUUCAAAAGAACAAAAAAAAAUAAUUCGAUUAGACGAAAAAGAAAUCCGUAAAAGACUAUUUCAAGCCAUGGAUAGCAUGAGCAAAACUGGUUGUUUCAACGUUUACCGACAAAUUUUAGUAAACCCGGAUACUCCGGCGAAUGUUUUGGCAACUACUAUUACAAUAAUCACAAAUUUUUCGAAAUUAUUGAAACGAUACGACGUCACUCGUGAAUUUAUAACGUUGAAUCAAAACUAUCCGAAUCUGUGGUCGAUUGCUAGUAACAUAGAAUCGCCUGCAUCGAAUUGUGCCGUUAACGAUGAAAGCUUGGGAGAAUUGAUUGAGGAAACUAUGAUGCAAAUGACUGGUGAAUUAUCUUUUACUGAAAUGUUUCCUUUGCCUUCUAAUUUAAAUGAAGCAGGAGAGUUUUUAAUGUUGAAAGAUCCAGAAAAUCCGAUAGUACAAGUUAGCCCUGUUGAUUUUAUAGAAUUUAUUUAUAGAAAGUUGCCUAGUCUGAGAACAUAAGUAAACCAAUCAUUGAUAAAGACAAUAGGAGUUUUAAUUCUUCAACUAUAACUAUUUUUUCACUAUAAAUUUUGAAUCUGAGGAAACUAAAUAAAACAUGUCAACUUUUUGAAAGUAUUUAAGUGCAAAUCAAUUGUGGGCUGAGUUUUGAAUCCAAUCUCUAGAAAACACCAAUAAAUUCAAGUACA